CCGGAAUCCUGCUCCGCACCGCCUUACUAGAGCCCGACACAGAGUCGCGAGCGGCCGGACAUGAGCAGCAAUGACUCCUCCCUCCUGGCUGGGAUCAUUUACUAUAGCCAGGAAAAGUACUUCCACCAUGUGCAGCAGGCUGCAGCUGUGGGCCUGGAGAAAUUCAGCAAUGACCCUGUGUUGCAGUUCUUCAAAGCCUAUGGAGUCCUCAGGGAAGAGCAUAUCCAGGAUGCCAUCAGCGACCUGGAGAGCAUCCAGAAUCACCCAGACAUGUCCCUGUGCUCCGUCAUGGCUCUUAUCUAUGCUCAUAAAUGCUGUGAAACCAUCGACCGAGAAGCGAUUCAAGAGCUGGAGAGCAGCCUGAAGGAAAUCCGCAAGACAGCUAACAAGACUGCCCUAUACUAUGCCAGCCUCUUCCUCUGGCUCACAGGCCACCAUGACAAAGCCAAGGAGUACAUUGACCACAUGCUGAAGGUCUCUGGCAGCUCCAGAGAGGCCUAUGUACUCAAAGGCUGGGUGGACCUCACCUCGGAUAAGCCCCAUGCUGUGAAGAAAUCCAUCAAGUACCUGGAGCAAGGAAUUCAGGACACCAAAGAUGUGCUGGGGCUGAUGGGAAAGGCAAAGUACCUCAUGACACAACAGAACUUCUCCGGGGCCCUGGAAGUGGUGAACCAGAUCACUGUGACCUUGGGGAGCUUCCUGCCGGCCUUAAUCUUAAAGAUGCGGCUGUUCUUGGCUCGGCACGACUGGGAGCAGACGAUUGAAACAGCAUACAGAAUCCUUGAAAAAGAUGAAAACAAUAUUGAUGCCUGCCAAAUUCUAGCCAUGCAUGAGCUUGUGAGAGAAGGAAACGUGACCACGGCUUCUGAUUGUGUAAAAAAUCUGAUCAAGGCACUAGAGAUGAAGGAACCCAAAAACCCAAGCCUCCAUCUCAAAAAAAUUCUUGUGGUUAGCAGACUGUGUGGGAGGCACCAGGCCAUCCUAGGACUAGUGAGCGGCUUCAUGGAGCGUAUCUUCAUAGUUGCUCCCUCCUGCACCUUUGUGAGCACAGAGCUGGGCUACCUCUUCAUCCUGCAGAGCCAAGUGAAGGAGGCACGUAUGUGGUACUCAGAGGCCAUGCAGAUGGAGGAGAACAGGAUGGCCGCCUUGACAGGGAGCAUCUGGUGCCAGAUCUUACAAGGCCAGCUAGAGGAGGCCGCACACCAGCUGGAGUUCCUGAAGGAGGUGCAGCAGUCUCUUGGGAAGUCUGAGGUGCUAGUUUUCCUCCAAGCCCUCCUGGCAUCCAAGAAACCCAAGGGGGAGCAAGAGGCCCCAGUGUUCCUGAAGGAGGCAGUGGAGCUGCACUUCUCCCGCAUGCAGGGCCUGCCCCUCAGCCCCGAGUACUUUGAAAAGCUGGACCCCCUCUUCCUGGUCUGCAUUGCCAAGGAGUAUUUGCACUUCUGCCCCAAGCAGCCUCGUUCACCCGGCCAGAUUGUGUCUCCACUUCUCAAACAAGUCGCUAUGAUCCUGAGUCCUGUAGUGAAAGCAGCGCCGGCUAUGAUGGACCCCCUGUUUGUGAUGGCUCAGGUCAAGUAUCUCUCAGGAGAGCUGGAGAAUGCCCAGAGCACCCUGCAGCGUUGCCUGGAGCUGGACCCGACUUUCGCUGAUGCCCACCUCCUCAUGUCCCAGAUCUACCUGACUCAGGGCAACUUCGCCAUGUGCUCCCACUGCCUAGAGCUGGGUGUCAGCCACAACUUCCAGGUCCGAGACCACCCUCUCUAUCACUUCAUCAAGGCCAGGGCCCUCAACAGGUCUGGCGAUCAUCCAGAGGCCAUAAAGACAUUGAAGAUGAUCAUGAAUUUGCCAACUGUGAAGGCAGAAGAAGGCAGGAAGUGCCGGGGGCCUUCUGUGGGGCCCAGCGAGCGGGCAUCUAUCUUACUGGAGUUGGUAGAUGCCCUCCGGCUAAAUGGGGAACUGCACGAGGCCACUAAGGUCAUGCAGGAUGCCAUCAACGAGUUCAGUGGCACGCCAGAGGAGAUUCGAGUCACCAUCGCCAACGUGGACUUGGCCAUGAGCAAGGGCAACGUGGACAUGGCACUGAGUAUGCUGAGGAACAUCACGCCCAAGCAGCCCUGCUACACGGAAGCCAAGGAGAAGAUGGCUGGCAUCUAUCUGCACACCCGCAAGGACGUCCGUCUUUACAUCGGCUGCUACCGAGAGCUCUGUGAACAUCUGCCUGGCCCCCACACCAGCCUAUUGCUGGGCGAUGCAUUCAUGAACAUUCAGGAGCCCGAAAAGGCCCUGGAGGUCUAUGAUGAGGCCUACAGGAAGAACCCACGUGACGCCUCCCUGGUCAGCAGGAUUGGGCAAGCUUAUGUAAAGACCCACCAGUACACCAAGGCAAUUAAUUAUUAUGAGGCUGCCCAGAAGAUCAGUGGGCAGGACUUCCUGUGCUGUGAUCUGGCCGAACUGCUCCUGAGGUUAAAUAAGCUCAGCAAAGCAGAAAAGGUUUUGAAGCAGGCAUUGGAGCGCAGCUUUGCAGCCAAAGACAUCCCCUCCAUGAUGAAUGAAGUUAAGUUCUUGCUUUUGCUGGCAAAGGUUUACAAGAGCCAUAAGAAAGAAGAUGUGCUGGAAACUUUGAACAAGGCCUUGGACCUCCAGUCUCGAAUUCUGAAGCGGGUUCCACUAGAGCAACCAGAAAUGAUGCCCUCCCAGAAGCAGCUGGCUACCUCCAUCUGCAUCCAGUUUGGGGAGCACUACUUGGCAGAGAAGGACUAUGCCAGGGCAGUGCGGUCUUAUAAGGAUGCCUUGGCCUACUCACCCACUGACAAUAAGGUGGUACUGGAGCUGGCGCGACUCUACCUGCUCCAGGGACAUCUGGACCUGUGCGAGCAGCAGUGUACCAUACUCCUGCAGACUUCCCACACCCAGGAAACCGCCUCCGUGAUGAUGGCUGACCUGAUGUUUAGAAAACAGAAAUAUGAAGCGGCCAUCAGCCACUACCGCCAAGUCCUGGAGAAAGCACCAGACAACUUUUCGGUAUUGAAUAAAUUAAUUGAUCUGCUACGACGAAGUGGCAAACUUGAAGAGGCUCCUGCCUUCUUUGAAUUGGCCAAGAAGAUGUCCAGCCGGGUGCCUUUGGAGCCAGGGUUCAACUAUUGCAGAGGCAUCUACUGCUGGCACAUAGGGCAGCCCAAUGAAGCUUUGAAAUUCCUAAACAAAGCUCGCAAGGACAGCACUUGGGGCCAGAGCGCCGUCUAUUACAUGGUGCAGAUCUGUCUGAACCCAGACAAUGACAAUGUGGGUGGAGAAGCUUUUGAGGGCCAAGCGAAUGAAAGCAGGAAAGAAUCCCAGCAGCAAGGCGUGCGCACUGCUGAAAAGCUGCUGCGUGAGUUCUUCCCACACACGGCCAUGGGUCAGACCCAGCUGCGGCUGCUGCAGAGCCUCUGCCUGCUCGCCACCAGGGAGAAAGCUAACGUGGAGGCAGCUCUGGGCACCUUCAUUGAGAUGGCCCACGCAGAGAAGGACAGCGUCCCCGCUCUGCUGGCCAUGGCACAGGCCUACAUGCUGCUGAAGCAGAUCCCCAAGGCACGCACGCAGCUGAAGCGCCUGGCCAAAGUCCCGUGGGCACUGACCGAGGCUGAGGACCUGGAGAAGAGCUGGCUCCUGCUGGCCGACAUCUACUGCCAGGGUGGCAAGUUCGACCUGGCCUCAGAGCUGCUGCGGCGCUGCGUGCAGUACAACAAGUCCUGCUGCAAGGCCUACGAGUACAUGGGCUUCAUCAUGGAGAGGGAGCAGUCCUACAAGGAUGCCGCCACAAGCUAUGCGCUGGCUUGGAAUUACAGUCGUCAUGCCAACCCCGCCAUCGGUUUCAAACUCGCUUUCAACUACUUGAAGGACAAGAAAUUUGUAGAAGCCAUCGAAGUAUGCCACACUGUCCUCACGGAGCACCCUAACUACCCCAAGAUCAGAGAAGAAAUUUUGGAAAAGGCCCAGGGGUCCUUGAGGCCCUAGCUGUGGUCAGAGGGGGCCUGAAUCAGCAGAAGGCACCAGUCGCAGAAGUUUCAUGGAGACAAUGGGAAGUGGGUCAGUGGAGAAAGAAUUGAGAAAAUGACACAUUCUUCCCCAUUUCUAUUUUGUAUAUGGUUUAUUUGGAGUCAUGACUUAUCUGGCCUGAGGGGUAUCCCAAAGCUUUACCUUUUUGGGGUCUUACAGGGGUUUGACUCAGUACUUCAAGCUUGCAGGGCAGGUGAGCUGUGCCUCCAACCCUUUUGCUUUAGUUAUUUUAGAGCUAGUCUUGCUUUUU
This is a messenger RNA of Castor canadensis (American beaver), 4285 nucleotides long. RefSeq names its product tetratricopeptide repeat domain 21A (gene Ttc21a). Gene Ontology annotation, cellular component: intraciliary transport particle A. Gene Ontology annotation, biological process: protein localization to cilium; intraciliary retrograde transport. The record is from RefSeq and is a predicted model, not a curated record. Lineage: Eukaryota; Metazoa; Chordata; Mammalia; Rodentia; Castoridae. Gene Ontology annotation, molecular function: protein binding.